AUGCAGCAGCAGCAGCAGCAACACCAGCUGCUUUCAGGGCCUCCACCGCAAACCCUAGGACCCAGGGGGCCCCCAGGGGGCCCCGAGCUGCAGCACCCCAUGGGGGACCCUCAUCGGGGGCCCCUCGCCCCCCCCAGUGAUAUCUUGGGAAUAUAUCGGCAGCAGCAGCAGCAGCAGCAGCAGGUGCACUUGUCUCACUCGCAUCUUCUCCAGGGCGCGCCCUUUGCUGCUGCGCCCGUCCAGUCCGCAGUGUGGCACGCGCUCGCGCCGCAGCAGCCUGCAGCAGCAGCAGCAGCAACUGCUGCUGCUGCUGCUGCAGCAAGCAGCACUGUGGGGGCCCCCGCCUACAGAAUCCCAGGAGACCCCGCCCCCUACCAGAGGGGCCCCAGGGGCCCCCAGGGGCCCCCAGGGGAACUUCGUAGCUACAUCUCUGGCACUGUGGGUCUGGGGGCCCCUGAGGGAGCCCCCAGGGGGGCCUCCAAGGGUCUCACGCAGCAGCAGCAGCAGCAGCAGUCGCAGCAGCAGCAGCAGCAGUCGCAGCAGCAGCAGCAGCGCCAGUGGCAAGAUGCCAGCAGCAGCACCGGGCGGCAGCGGCAGCAGCAACAGCAGCAGCAGCAGCAGCAGAAGGGUGGAGGUCCCGUUACGGCCAUCCUGCCGUACACGUCGGAGGAGGACCUGCCGCUGCUGCAGCAGCAUGUGGCCCCGCAGCUGCGUGCUGCUGCUGCUGCUGCUGAGGGUUCCUGCUGCUGCUUGCUGCGCUUCGGGUCUAUGGAUGCUGCGCUACAGCAUGCUGCUGUCAGCUGCCGCUUUAAGAGCCCAGACGGGGGGGCUGUACUGGUGUUGCUGCUGGCCGUGGCUGCUCAGCAGCAGCAGCAGCAGCAGCAGCAACAGCUGAAGCAGCAGCAGCACCAAGCUGCGGUUAGUCCGGUCGCUUCGCUCCGAUUGCUGCCUGCGGUGAUUCGCCUCCCGCCGCCUCCUGGUUCAACAGCAGCAGCAGCAGCAGCAGCAGCAACAGCAGCUGAUGCUGCUGCUGCUGCUGCACCUGCUGAAAAGCAGCGGCCGCUGCAGGACACUGAGGGCCUUCCUCCGGCCUUCGCCGAGGCUGUUGUGAAUGCCACACGCAGUUUAAAGCCUGAAGCAGCAGCAGCAGCAGCAGCAGCAGCAGCAGCACGAAGGCCGCCUCUUAAGGAAGCAGCAGCAGCAGCAUCUGCUGCUCCUCCUCCUGCUGUUCCUGUGCGCUCUGAGCCGGCUGGCUCCAAAGGAGAUAGCGGUAGCAGCAGCAGCAGCAGCAGCAGCAAAUUGUCAAUGCAGCAGCAGGUUAAGGCUAGCAGCGCAGCGGAGGCCACGGUGAAGUCUACAGCAGCAGCAGUGGCUGCUGCAGAUCGCGGCGGCAGCAGCAACGCCAGCAGCACCGAUGUUUCGGUCUCAGCUGACACAGCAGCAGGAGCUGCAACACCAGGCAAAGCAGCAAAAGAAGCUGCUGCUGCUGCUGCUACUGCUGCAGCAUUGGGCGGAGUGAGCCGCGCAGCAGCGAAGUCUUCGCUUGCCCUUUCCCGCUCCGGCGUGCAGGCGCUGCAGCCUGCUGCUGCUGCUGCUGCUGCUGCUGUUGCAGCACAGAAGCACUUGCCUCGCAAACGGAGGCGGCUCAGCAGCAGCAGCAGUAGCAGCAGCAGCAGCAGCAGCAGCAGCUCAAGUUCAGAAGAAGAGGCCCCAAAGGCACGUGAGAAGAGCACGCGUCAGCCGCCUAGUCAGCAGAAGCAGCAGCAAAAGCAGGAGCAGCAGGAGCAGCAGGAGCAGGAGCAGCAGCAAAAACAGCAGCAGAAGCAGCAGCAAAAGCAGCAGCAGCCACAGGAGCCGCAGCCGGAGCCGAAGCCUCAGCAGCAGGAGCAGCUGCCGCCGCAGCAGCAAGAAACGCGAAGGCCUCAGCCUGCUGCAGCAAAAGCUUCGCCAAAAGUGCCGCGGCUUGGUGCUGCUGCUCGCCGUGCUGCAGCAGUCUCCUCAGCUCCGGCGGGAGCAGCAGCAGCAGCAGCAGCAGCAGCAGGCUUGGACUCCCCAACGC
This is a messenger RNA of Eimeria tenella, 2059 nucleotides long. RefSeq lists its product as uncharacterized. The transcript has 3 exons. NCBI's taxonomy places the organism in Eukaryota, Apicomplexa, Conoidasida, Eucoccidiorida, Eimeriidae. The record is from RefSeq and is a predicted model, not a curated record. The annotation marks the transcript as partial.